Fundulus heteroclitus (mummichog) is the source of this 1583-nucleotide messenger RNA. Its product is annotated as interleukin 12Ba. Lineage: Eukaryota; Metazoa; Chordata; Actinopteri; Cyprinodontiformes; Fundulidae. Gene Ontology annotation, molecular function: protein binding. The record is from RefSeq and is a predicted model, not a curated record.
CUGAACCAACACACAUUUGUGUCACCCAAACAAACAGCCCUUUAACAAAAGGAAAAUGAAAAGACACCAGAAUAUCAUUGUGGCCAGAGAGUAAACAAGAAGGGACGGCACCAAGUGGGGCGACUUCAGCAAUCUUCCAUCAAGUCACGUGAAAGCCGGAGGGUACAAAAAUCCGACAACGCCGCUAUACUUGUUUGAUGGACCCACAAAAGAGAACGGAUGGCUCAUUUAGUGAGACACAGAAGUGGAAGUGAGCAAUAGAAAAAAGAAAUCCUUCCCCUCAUCCACGAGCAUAGAAAGUGAAGUGUCUCUGGACUUCUUCUAUUCCUGGCAAUAAAGGGAAAUGUCAGAUGGCCGUGAAAUAACAGAAGCAUUUCAAGCGGAGAGAAGCACGGGAGAGCCAUCAAACAUGGGGUUUAGUUACGAGAUGAAGCUGCUUGUUUUCAUGUGUGCAUUUCUACAAAUAAGUGGCCAAAACCCUCUGCGCCACUGGACUCUGCUGCCAAACGUUCUGGUCGUGGAAGUGAACGGCACUUUGGGCCAACAGCCAAUCACCUGCCUGGAGCUACCGGAAGACGUCGAGACGAGAGGCAACCACAUCCAGGAUAUCUUUUGGAAGAAAAACGGGAUGGUGGAGGCGCAGAGAGGCAACUUGUACCUGGUGCCGUUAGUGGAAAGCUUAGGAGGAGGCAACUACACCUGCCACAGCCGGGAUGGAUCACUCCUAAAUCACACAGAGGUCCUGAUCCAGCUAGUUGAAACCAAGAGAAAGAGAAUUCUUGUUAAAGACAAGCAAGAAGAUUAUUUGAAGUGUUCCACUCAGAACUACAACGGGGAGUUUCACUGUUCCUGGACAUGGCACAGCAGUCGUGUUGGCAAAGCCGCAUUUAUCAAAGUUCAACGACUCACUUACAUUGCCAGUGUUUCGGAUGACCACGACAGCCAAUGCUCCGCAGACCCUGGACGGCGCCACUGGACGUGCUCCUCAGCUCAGAGUAACUUCAGCUGCUCUGUGGACGACAGCGGGUCCGGUGUGUCCUGCCUGGACCGGCAGCACUGCCCAUAUGCCGAGGAGCAGCAGAUCCACGUCACGGUCUUUGUGAGGACGGACGACUUUCUGCUGGAGAGCUACUCUAAACUGUUUUACUUGGCGGAAAUAGUUAAACCAGACAAAGUGAAGAUUGGCAAGGUCAACAAGACGGUGGUGGAGUGGAGCUACCCGAGCUCCUGGAACACGCCUUACUCCUAUUUCCCUCUCACGUUCCAGAUUUCACAGCUCAGGGGUCGAUGCAGAAAGUGUGAAAGCCCGUGCACAGACCUAAAACCGUCAAAAGCCUGGACCGUGCACUCCACCGACAUCUGCCAGUUUAAAGUGAAGCACAAAGUUAGGGCUGUCUGUGUCAGAGCGAAGGAUGCCCUUUGUGACUCGCAGUGGAGCGAAUGGACCCACGUCAGAUUGAAGAGAGGUGGGAAAAACAGAAAGAGGAAACAUCGGUUUUCUCUCUAACUUGAUGAAGGAAGAUUCCAGUGAAUGUCAUAUACUGUUUUUUUCUGCCUUUUUACUUAUUAUAUGAUGCAGUGCU